Thamnophis elegans (Western terrestrial garter snake) is the source of this 1119-nucleotide messenger RNA. Its product is annotated as membrane primary amine oxidase-like. The record is from RefSeq and is a predicted model, not a curated record. Gene Ontology annotation, cellular component: plasma membrane. Gene Ontology annotation, biological process: amine metabolic process. Gene Ontology annotation, molecular function: quinone binding; copper ion binding; primary methylamine oxidase activity. NCBI's taxonomy places the organism in Eukaryota, Metazoa, Chordata, Lepidosauria, Squamata, Natricidae.
AUGAGGUUUAAUGGAGAAAGAAUAAUCUAUGAGUUACGUUUGCAAGAAGCAAGUGCUAUCUAUGGCUCCAACAGUCCUACUUCCAUGUUGACCAGAUACGUGGAUAUCAGCUUUGGACUUGGUUCCCAUAUCUUUCCACUCAGCCAGGGAGUAGAUUGUCCUUAUUUAUCCAGUUACUCGGACUGGCACAUUUUUUAUGAUAGCCCAUUACCUGUUAGCCGUAAAAGGUCAAUCUGCAUCUUUGAGCAGAAUGCUGAGUUACCCAUACGAAGACAUUAUGAAAGCAUCCAGUCUCCCUUUUAUGGAGAGUUGGCAGAUUCAAAUCUCGUGUUCCGAACCAUAUCUUCAGUUGGCAACUAUGACUAUGUCUGAGAUUUUAUUUUCUACCAAAAUGGAUUUGUUGGUGUUCAGGUCCGUGCUAGUGGGUACAUUAUGUCUGAUUUUUACUUUGGUGAUGCCAGAGACUUUGGCAAUAGAGUCCAAGAGUGGGUGCUGGGUGCAAUUCAUACCCAUAAUAUCCAUUUCAAGGUGGAUUUGGAUAUUGGUGGUGUGGAAAAUACCCUGGUUGGCAAUGACAUGGCUUUUGAGACCAUAAAGGGCCCUUGGAGCCCAGAACAUAACAUCCAUCAAAUGAAAAUGGUGAGGAACAAGGCGGCAUUCCAUCUCCAUGAUGACAUGCCCAAAUAUAUUUAUUUUGCAUCCAACCACACAAACAAGUGCGGCCAUGAGUAAGGCUAUUGGAUCCAGAUGGUCAGAUUUUCUGGAGAUCAUCUGCCAGAAUCAGAUCUGAUGGAGCCAGGCCUCAGCUGGGGUCGUUAUAAGCUAGCUGUUACAAUGAGGAAGGAAAAUGAACCUUUCAGCACCACUGUCUACAAUCAGAGACCCUGGAAUCCUCCUGUGGCCUUUGCUGACUUCAUAAACAAUGAGAGCAUUGUCAAAGAGGAUCUGGUUGCCUGGAUCAAUACUGGCUUUCUCCAUAUUCCACAUGCUGAAGACAUACCCAAUACUGCAACCCUUGGGAAUUUGGUUGGUUUCUUCUUGAGACCAUACAGUUAUUUUGACAAUGACCCUUCCAUGUAUUCUCCAGACAGUGUUUUCUUCGACAACCAUUUCCUCUGA